AAAGGGUGCGAGCAGAGAUCGGAGCCCACUCAGACCCUCUCCAGAACGUGGAAUGACAGCCGGACAGACACACCGAGGGGGUAUUCCAAGAGCGGAGAGAGAGAAAUACAUGCUCCCAUUGAUAUUUCUGAAGCGAAAGCAUGCUAGAAACCAGCCUGAUGUCAUAGCUGGAAACCACUCCAAUACUCAAGCGCUCUCCAGGGAACCAUUCAGGGCUGGUAGCCAUGGGGAAGGACCUGGUGAAGGAGCAGGAGUGCCUCCACUUGCAACACUAAGGACAGGUAGCAGAGGUCCUGAAGCUGAGGUUGGGUCUGGAGGAAAGCGUGCAAGAAGAGAAUGGAGUCCAUGCAGAAGUGCUGCAGGACCUGGCAUGACAGCUGGACAGACGAACAGAGGGGGUUUUCCAAGAGAGGAGAAAGAGAAGUACAAGCUCCCACUGAUAUUUCUGAAGCGAAAGCAUGCUAGAAACCAGUCCACUGCCAUAGCUGGAAACCACUGCAAUCCUCAAGCCUGCUCCAAGGAACUGUUAAGCACUGGUGACUGUAGAGAAGAACAUCAUCGUGGAGUAGGAUUGUUUCCAUUUGUGCCACUAAGGGCUGGUGAGUACGCAUGUAUUCCAGAAGCUGGUAGCAGAAGUCCUGAAACUGAGAUCCCACUCAGAUCUGGAGGAAAGGGUGAGAGCAGCACCUCUCCAGAACCUGACAUGACAGUUGGACAGACAGCCAGAGGGAGAAGUGCUGAGAUUGGUGUCUUGGCGGAGGUGUCAGUUGGGUCAGGCCUGGCCCCUGCCGCAUCCUGCAGGCCCUCUGCACUUGAGGUAGAAGAAGAGAAAUGCUUAAUCUUGGAAAUGAAGGGCGAACACCUUCCUCAACUCUCAGAGGACAUGGAGAGAAAGAUAAUGAAGGCACUUGGCCAUGGCCAUCAGGAUGAGAUCCUGAGCAGUGCCUUUAAUUUAAAGAUCACUCGUCAGGACAUGCAGACGCUAAGGAACCGUCACUGGCUCAACGAUGAGGUGAUCAAUUUCUACAUGAAUCUUCUGGUGGAGAGAAAUAAGAAGAAGGGGUUUCCAGCACUUCAUGCUUUCAGUACUUUUUUCUACCCCCAACUAACUUCUGGAGGUUAUCAAGGAGUAAGAAGGUGGACAAAAAAUGUGGAUAUCUUCAGUAAGGACCUAAUUUUGGUGCCAAUUCACCUCCAGGUGCACUGGGGAUUAGCGGUGAUAGAUGUCAGAAGAAAGACCAUUAAAUAUUUUGACUCCCUGGGUCAAGAUGGCCACCGGAUAUGUAAAUCUUUGUGCCAAUACCUGCUGGAAGAAAGCAAGACCAAGAGGAACAUAGAGAUCUCUCCUUCAGAGUGGACCCUCUACUGCAUGAAAUCACAUGAGAUUCCACAGCAGCUGAAUGGCAGCGACUGUGGGGUGUUUACCUGUAAAUAUGCGGACUAUAUCUCCAGGGACAAGCCAAUCACUUUUACUCAGCACCAGAUGUCUUACUUCCGUAGGAAGAUGGUGUGGGAAAUACUCCACCAACAGUUGCUAUGA
This is a messenger RNA of Alligator sinensis (Chinese alligator), 1540 nucleotides long. Its product is annotated as sentrin-specific protease 2-like. The record is from RefSeq and is a predicted model, not a curated record. The coding region runs from base 53 to 1540 and encodes 495 amino acids. Lineage: Eukaryota; Metazoa; Chordata; Crocodylia; Alligatoridae. Gene Ontology annotation, biological process: protein desumoylation. Gene Ontology annotation, molecular function: deSUMOylase activity. Gene Ontology annotation, cellular component: nucleus. The transcript has 17 exons.